AUGGCAUCACCCAUUUUAUCCCGUCGCCGACCGCGCAGCGAAGAUGACGAUGAUACUGAGUCCACUCUUCUCUCUCAAGCAUCAAGUCCCAAACGCCCCCGCCUAGACCCCGCCGAUAGCGAAGCUGAGGUGACUGGAGAAGAAGAUGACGAAGAUGAAAGCGGGGACGAUCAAAUUGAUGAGAGUGAAGACGAAGAAAAAAACUAUGAAGCCCAAAGCGACGCCGAAAGCACCGGAUCUGGUGCUUCAGAUGUGAUUGCCAACCCUCCGCAGGUUACACUCCACGCUGGCCUUGGCCCCGGUGGCUAUAAGCCGGGCGCGAUCGUACGCAUCAAGGUGAAGAAUUUCGUCACCUACACGUCAGCGGAGUUCUUCCCUGGCCCAAAGCUGAACAUGGUCAUUGGCCCUAAUGGAACAGGAAAAAGCACACUGGUUUGUGCUAUAUGUCUGGGCCUUGGAUGGGGACCACAGCACUUGGGACGCGCCAAAGACCUGGGCGAGUUUGUUAAACAUGGCAGCAAAGAGGCCAUCAUUGAGAUCGAACUCUGUGGGCCACCGAAGUGUCGCCGCAAUCCUGUCAUUCAACGAACGAUCAAACGAGAUGGAAACAAGAGCUCUUUCUUACUCGAUGGCCAGCCCGCUUCCAUGAAAGAGGUUUUGAAACUAGCUCAAUCUUUUGCCAUCCAAGUCGACAAUUUGUGCCAGUUUCUACCUCAAGACAAAGUGGCCGAGUUUGCUGCACUAUCCCCAGUUGAGCUUCUCCAUUCCACGCAGAGAGCAGCCGCUGGCCCGGAAAUGCUGGACUGGCACAAAGCGUUGAAAGACUUAAGGAGCCAGCAGAAGAAACUUGAGGUUGACAACAGUGGCGACAAAGACACUUUAACAAAUCUUGAAAAUCGCCAAGAAAUGCAAAGAGCGGAUGUCGAAAAAAUGCGCGAACGAGCUGAAAUCAAGCGAAAAAUCGAGCUUCUCGAGCUUUGUCGACCGAUAGUGGAGUACAGGGAACACUACGAGGCCGUGAAGGCUAUGAGGGAGACCAAAGUUGAACUCAACAAGGAAUACGAACAGAUUAAAGCAGAUAACGCCCCUAUCCUCCGUGCGGCAGAGGCCAAAGAAGAUUAUAUCGCGCAGUUGAACGGUGUCAAGGAUGACCGGAAGGAUGCUCUUGAUCACGCGUCUGCUGUCACAACCGAAUGCGGGAAAAAGAUCGAUGAUUUUGAUGUCAAAAUCAAAGAUCUAGACGGCCGAAUCGAGGCUGAGCGGAAGAGUAGUCAAAGUCAAAAGGCUGAAGCAACCAAGGCCCAGCAAACCAUCAAUAAACUUGAGCGCCAAUUGCAGGAAGAUGUGAGGUUUGAUCCGGAAUCCUUCAACGAGGCUCUGAGAGAAAAACGGCUGCAGAAGCGCGAGCUUGAAACCAAAGCCGGAGAGAUCAAAGAGAGACGUGAUCCCAUGGUUGCCGAGGGCCGAAGAUUGAUGACGAGCGUUCAAGAGGCCGAACUUCGGCUGAAAAACUUGGACUCAGCGGCCGGUCAGCAGGAAAACAAGCUCGAGAGGGCAUCUCCAGAUUCGUUCAAAGCAUACAAGUGGAUCCUUGAAAACCAAGACAAGUUUGAAAAAGAAGUGUAUGGUCCCCCGAUUGUGACGUGCUCAGUUACGGACUCCAAGUUUGCCGAUGCCGUCGAAUCUAUAUUCCAGAAGACCGACUUUGUCUCCUUUACCACCCAGACACCGGGGGAUUUCCGGACCUUGCAGAGGCAGCUUAACGGAGAGAUGAGGCUCCACGACAUCACCAUCAAGACCUGCUCGAUACCCCUGGAUAGAUUCACGGCCCCCAUGCCGAACGACCAGCUUCGGCGAUUAGGGGGAUUUGAUGGUUGGGCCAAGGACUUCCUUGCCGGGCCUGACCCCGUUAUCGCCAUGUUAUGCAGCGAGAAAAAUCUUCAUGCUCUUCCCAUUGGGCUCCGUGAUAAUACCGAUGAGGAGUUCAAUCGUCUAGAAAAUGGAACUUUGAGCUCUUGGGUUUCUGGAAAAAACUCUUUUCAAGUCGCUCGGCGUAGGGAGUAUGGACCCGAUGCGAAAUCAACUCGGGUUCGACAUGUCGAACAAGCGAAAGUGUGGACCUCACAACCCGUGGACCAGACUCUGAAACAUCAGCUUGAAGAGCAAAUUUCUGGCAUGAAGGCACAAUUUGAAGACCUGAAACAGCAAGUCAAAUCCGAAGAGAGCCGUGGGUUGAGGAUAAAGGAGGAUAUAGAUCAGAUACUUCGAGAUACGAAAGAAAUUGAGCAGGAGAAGGAGGUAAAACAGACCGCAUAUACUCAGUAUCGCGCAAUCCCAGAAAGAAUCUCCCAACAAAAAGCCAAGCUUGAUAACAUUACAUCCAUGUUUGAUGGUUUGCGAGAGAGAGUCCGUGAAUACCGCAAUGAGCAAGAUGAGAUUGCGAUCCAAAAAGCCGAGGCCGUUAUCCAAUACGCCGAGGCUAUCAAACUGUACCGCCAAGCGCACGAGGAGCUUGUCGAAAUUGAGAUUCAAUUUUUGGAGGCCACUUCAGACCUCCAAACUCUACGCGCUCGCAAUGUCGAUAGUACGAGAUUAAUGGAGGAGAAGAGGAUAGAGCUGCAGGACAUCAAUCGCAAGCUCAAAGAAACAACCGCCAAAGCCAAGGUGGCGUCGCAAAAGGCUACACAAGCCAGGAGACUGGUGGGCGAGCAUCCCGACGGGGAAGAGUUCGUCAAUGCACUUGUAGAACAUGAUAUCGACCGACUGGAAGCCGAGAUUAGUUCCGAACAGGCCCGCCUCGAGCUCACUCAUGGUGGCAGUAGCCACUUGAUCAAGGAGUUCGAAGACCGCGAAAGAACGAUUGAGAAGCUGCGCUCUAAGCUUACCGACUUCGAGGCUCAGGUCACGGAACUGAACACCGCAAUCGAGGACAUACGCAAGGAUUGGGAGCCUCGUUUGGAGGCCCUGAUCGAAAAGAUCAGUGAUGCUUUCUCGGAUUCCUUCCGACGCAUCGGGUGUGCUGGGCAAGUCACCUUGGGUAAAGCAGAAGACAUUGGGCCCAAUGAAUUUGCAGAUUGGUCGAUCGUGAUUCAUGUUGCCUUCCGCCAGAACAUACCACUGUCUGUGUUGAACGCGCAUCGCCAGUCCGGCGGAGAGCGAGCCGUGAGCACCAUCUUCUAUCUGAUGGCACUCCAAUCGCUGUCCGCCUCACCCUUCCGCGUGGUUGACGAGAUCAACCAGGGAAUGGACCCACGUAACGAGCGCAUGGUCCACGGACGUCUCGUGGACAUUGCCUGUGCCUCGAGCGAGCCGGAUGAAAUCGGCGGCGGCGGGGGUGGUCAGUACUUCCUCAUUACACCUAAGCUGCUGAACGGACUGGUUUACAAGCCGGGUAUGCGUGUGCUGUGUAUUUACAGUGGCGAGCACAUGCCUGAAGAUUAUGGCAAGAUUGACUUCAAAAAAGCGAUUCGGAACAUGGCCACGGUUGCAGCCGGCAGGAGGAACGGUCAAACCCAAGCCAUUCAACGCAGUGGUCGAGUGGAUGUUUACGCUUAA
This is a messenger RNA of Penicillium soppii, 3555 nucleotides long. Its product is annotated as DNA repair ATPase SMC5. NCBI's taxonomy places the organism in Eukaryota, Fungi, Ascomycota, Eurotiomycetes, Eurotiales, Aspergillaceae. Gene Ontology annotation, cellular component: Smc5-Smc6 complex. Bases 1 to 3555 code for a protein of 1184 amino acids. The transcript is spliced from 6 exons. The record is from RefSeq and is a predicted model, not a curated record. Gene Ontology annotation, biological process: double-strand break repair via homologous recombination. Gene Ontology annotation, molecular function: ATP hydrolysis activity; ATP binding.